Messenger RNA from Penicilliopsis zonata CBS 506.65, 1716 nucleotides. RefSeq lists its product as hypothetical. Gene Ontology annotation, molecular function: carboxy-lyase activity; thiamine pyrophosphate binding; magnesium ion binding. The transcript is spliced from 5 exons. NCBI's taxonomy places the organism in Eukaryota, Fungi, Ascomycota, Eurotiomycetes, Eurotiales, Aspergillaceae. The coding region runs from base 1 to 1716 and encodes 571 amino acids. The record is from RefSeq and is a predicted model, not a curated record.
AUGACCACUGACAUCGCGACGAGGGAGCUCCGGGAGCCCAUUGACGUCGUCGAGUAUCUCUACCGGCGGUUGUACGAGGUUGGAGUCCGAUCGGUCCAUGGUUUACCGGGUGACUAUAACCUGGUAGCCUUGGACUCUCUACCGAAAUGUGGGCUGAAGUGGGUUGGAAACUGUAACGAGUUGAAUGCAGGAUAUGCGGCCGAUGGCUAUGCACGAGUCAAUGGAAUCAGUGCCUUGAUCACCACAUUUGGCGUGGGCGAGUUGUCUGCUCUCAAUGCGAUCGCGGGGGCGUAUUCCGAGUUUGUGCCGAUCGUGCACAUCGUCGGCCAACCCAGCACCAAAUCGCAGCGAGAUGGGAUGCUGUUGCAUCAUACCCUCGGUAACGGAGACUUUAACGUCUUCGCCAAUAUGAGCGCCGGGAUCUCCUGUGCCAUGGCCAAGCUCAACGACCCCCACGAAGCGCCGACUCUGAUUGACAACGCCAUUCGGGAAUGCUGGAUCCGCAGUCGGCCCGUUUACAUCACUCUCCCGACUGACGUGGCCGUGAAGAAGGUGGAAGGCGCCCGGUUGAAGACGCCUCUUGACCUUUCCUUCCCCCCGAACGAUCCCGAGCGGGAAGACUAUGUCGUUGAUGUUGUCCUCAAGUAUCUCCAUGCGGCAAAGAACCCCGUCAUCCUGGUCGAUGCCUGCGCCAUUCGUCACCGCGUUCUGGACGAGGUCCACGACUUUGUUGUGGCCUCGGGCUUGCCCACCUUUGUGGCUCCGAUGGGCAAAGGCGCAGUGGACGAGUCUCACGAGAAUUACGGAGGCGUCUACGCUGGAGACGGCUCGAAUGCUGGCGUUCGCGAACAAGUUGAAUCCUCCGACCUGAUCCUGAGCAUCGGGGCGAUCAAAUCCGACUUCAACACUGCCGGAUUCACUUACCGGAUUGGACAACUCAACACCAUUGACUUCCACAGCAACUAUGUGCGCGUCCGGUACUCCGAGUAUCCCAACACCAACAUGAAGGGUGUUUUGAGGAAGAUUAUCCAAAAGAUGAACAAGCUCACCCCGUCACCCAGCCCAUCGGUUUCGAAUCAGCUACCCGAUUCCGAAAAGGACUCCUCGGAGGAGAAGAUCACGCACUCGUGGCUGUGGCCUUCCGUCGGACAGUGGCUGAAGCCGAAUGAUGUCGUCAUCACGGAGACGGGUACUGCCAACUUUGGCAUUUGGGAGACUCGGUUCCCCAAGGGAGUAACCGCAAUCAGCCAGGUUCUUUGGGGCAGUAUCGGAUAUUCUGUUGGUUCUUGCCAGGGAGCCGCACUGGCCGCCAAGGAGCUGGGUAAUCACCGAACGAUUCUGUUUGUCGGAGACGGAAGUUUCCAGCUCACUGCGCAGGAGGUGAGCACGAUGAUCAAACACAAGCUCAAUCCUAUCAUUUUUGUGAUCUGCAAUGAGGGCUACGAGAUUGAACGGCAUAUCCACGGCUGGUCCGCCGAUUACAAUGAGAUCCAGCCCUGGAGCUUCAAGGAUAUCCCGGUCACCUAUGGGGCCACUGAGGAGGAAUACAAGGGCUACCAGGUCAAGACCCGAGAAGAGCUCACCGCGCUCUUCGCCGACGAAACCUUUUCCUCCGCCCCGUGUCUGCAGCUUGUGGAAUUGCACAUGCCUCGGGGAGACGCCCCAUUGGCACUCAAGAUGACCGCUACCGCUGCUGCCUCUCGGAACAAGGAGUGA